AUGGCCCAGCCGGGGGGUCCGCAGGGGGAGCCCCCCCUGGCCGGCCUGGACCAGGACAAGUACGACGCGGAGGAGAACGUGAAGAUCAUCUGCCUGGGCGACAGCGCCGUGGGCAAGUCCAAAUUGAUGGAACGCUUCCUCAUGGAGGGCUUCAAGCCACAGCAGCUCUCGACCUUCGCCCUGACCCUCUACAAGCACACGGCCACCGUGGACGGCAAGACGGUCCUUGUGGACUUCUGGGACACGGCUGGCCAGGAGCGUUUCCAGAGCAUGCACCCGUCCUACUAUCACAAGGCCCAUGCUUGCAUCAUGGUCUUUGACGUCCAGAGGAAGUUGACCUACAAGAACCUGACCAACUGGUAUAAGGAGCUGCGUGAGUUCCGGCCCCAGAUACCCUGCAUCGUGGUGGCCAACAAAAUUGAUGCCGACCUGAAGGCGACCCAGAAGAGCUUCAACUUUGCCAAGAAGCUCAACCUGCCUCUCUACUUCGUCUCUGCAGCAGACGGCACCAACGUGGUGAAGCUCUUCACUGAUGCCAUCAAGCUGGCCGUGGCCUACAAGCAGAACUCGGAGGACUUCAUGGACGAAGUCCUAAAGGAGCUGGACAACUUUGACCUGGAGACGAAGGAGGAGGACUCCCCCACAGAGGAGACCAGUCAAGGGGAGCCUUCCUGGGUCCACCUGAGCCCUGGGAACGAGUAA
Messenger RNA from Protobothrops mucrosquamatus (brown spotted pit viper), 702 nucleotides. RefSeq names its product rab-like protein 2A. The transcript is spliced from 8 exons. The record is from RefSeq and is a predicted model, not a curated record. NCBI's taxonomy places the organism in Eukaryota, Metazoa, Chordata, Lepidosauria, Squamata, Viperidae. Gene Ontology annotation, molecular function: GTP binding; GTPase activity. Gene Ontology annotation, cellular component: endosome; Golgi apparatus. The coding region runs from base 1 to 702 and encodes 233 amino acids.